UGGCUAUCCUGGAAAACCCGCCAUAUUGGUUUCUUUUCUGCAUACAUUUGUUAGCUUCAUGAAUAGAAAAUAGGGGUCGAAAUUUGGAAUUAAGGAGUGUGUAUAAUGUCCUAUCACACGUCCCUGGAACACAACUAUGGACAACAGUUAGCCAAGCCUCUGCACAUACAGCAGAUUGAGAGUGCCCUAUGCUUGGAACCAUUUCUUACUCAUGUGGAAAAAAUCAUUAACGAGCCACCAACUCAUAGUGACCCUUAUGACAGUACAGAUAGCGAAUAUGACCUCCUCCAGCCUUGUCUCCGUGAUGAUGAGGGGAACAAAAUUCUCAAUGGCAUUACCAUCACUAAGGCCGAGAGAAAGGCUGAUAAAACCAGACUGUAUAACUUUAGCCGUGUGAAAAAGGGAAGGAAAUGGCUGAAGAAUAUCUUGUUGAGUGAUAGUUCAUCAGAUGAAGAUGAAGAGAAAGAAAUCCGGCAGGAAGACCUUCAUGCCAUGCUCAAGAUCCACAAACACCAGCGGAAGCAUCAAAUGCAAUUCUAUCAAGAUAAUGAGCUUCAUCAGUUCCAGUACUACAGCACAGGUUUACUGUCCAAUUUUGACAAGUACAAUGAUCAUCAGAAAUCAUUCAUGGGGCCAAAGAGAAAAAUAUCCAAAGAUCAGAAAAAAAUGGAAAGAAAGCUAAAAGUGAAGUUGAAAAAGCUGAAAAAGGAGAAACGUUUAGGGAAUGGACAAGCAGAACUUGACUUGGACCCUGAGCUGAUAGAGGCAUUCUUGGCACACAAAAGGCAGGCUGCUUCUAAAUCAGCAAAAGUAAAAAAAUUAACUCCUGAACAGGCAGAUGCCAAGCGCAGGAGGUUAUGGAUCUCUAUUGCCAAAAAGGAAAUUCCCAAGGCACAAAAGCAAAAGGCUUCAGCUAGGAAAGAAAUGCUGCAGACAUUUAAAAAGAUCAGCCAGCAAUGUAUGCGAGAGUGUAGGAGAGCUGCGAUUCAGUCCCAGAAGACCAUGAAAGAAAUUCCAUCCCGUGCCAAACGUCUUUCGCGUGAAAUGCAGACCUACUGGAAACGAUUUGAAAAGGUGGAGAAGGAACAUAGGAAAAGAGCAGAAAAAGAGGCACAGGAACAGAGGAAGAUGGAUGUAGAACUCCGAGAGGCUAAGCGACAGCAGAGGAAGCUUAACUUCCUGAUCACACAGACAGAGCUGUAUGCUCAUUUCAUGGCAAGAAAGAUGACAGGAGAAGGGGAGAGUCACAAAGACAAGAUCUUGCGCCAGCUUGAUGAGUCUCGACCACAAAAAGACAUUGAGGUGGAUGGAGGUGUUCUGGUAGAUGUAGCAUCAGAUGAUUAUGAUAGUGACCGAAUGAAGAACCUUGCAUUGAGGAAUGCUGAGGAUGCCUACAAAGCCCACAAAGUAAAGAAUGCUUCGUUCAACAGUCGUGCUGCCAGUAAAUCUACAUAUGAUCCAUCGGAAUCAAGUUUUGCCAACCCAUCAAUUAGCACAGAUGUUGAUAGGCCACAGCCCAGUAUGUUUGAAGGAACUUUGAAAACUUACCAGCUUAAGGGAAUGAAUUGGCUGGCAAAUCUUUAUGAUCAAGGGAUAAAUGGUAUCCUGGCUGAUGAAAUGGGACUUGGAAAGACUGUGCAGAGUGUUGCAGUCCUUGCUCAUCUGGCCGAGGCACAGGGAACUUGGGGUCCAUUCCUGGUUGUAGCACCAGCGUCAACACUACACAACUGGCAGCAGGAGAUAGCACGAUUUGUUCCCAAGUUCAAGGUUGUGCCUUAUUGGGGUAAUGCCACAGACCGACGAGUCUUGAGGAAGUUCUGGGACUCCAAAUGUCUGCACACGAAGGAUGCCUCAUUUCAUGUAGUCAUCACUAGUUAUCAGCUUGUCAUUCAGGAUGUGAAGUACUUCCAACGCAUUAAGUGGCAGUAUAUGAUCCUGGAUGAGGCUCAAGCCCUCAAGAGCAGCAGCAGUGUGAGAUGGAAAAUACUUCUAGGAUUCAAUUGUCGCAACAGACUACUGUUGACAGGAACGCCAAUACAAAAUAGUAUGGCAGAGCUUUGGGCCUUGUUACACUUUAUCAUGCCUACCUUGUUUGAUUCCCACGAUGAGUUUAACGAAUGGUUCUCAAAAGACAUUGAAAGUCAUGUGGAAAAGCAGUCUGGAAUUGAUGAAAACCAAUUAUCCAGACUUCAUAUGAUCUUGAAACCUUUCAUGUUGCGUCGAGUUAAAAAGGAUGUUGAGAAUGAAUUGUCAGACAAGAUUGAAAUCUUGGUGUAUUGCCCCCUCACAUUGAGACAGCGAAUGUUGUACCGUGCCAUCAGGAACAAGAUAUCUAUUGACGAUUUGCUGUGUAGCUCCAGUGCCAAUUCCUCCCAGUCCCAGUCUACCACCAGUAGUCUCAUGAACAUUGUCAUGCAGUUUAGGAAAGUGUGUAACCAUUCAGAAUUGUUCGAGCGACGGGAGGUCAGGUCUCCUCUUUAUAUGACUGGACUUUCCUACCAAGUGCCAAAACUUGUAUACCGUGAAGGUAUCCAGUAUUAUGCUGUCAACUGUAGACAGAGACUGGUGUACAGUACAUUUUAUAUACACUCACCAGACAAUGUCCAUAGUUCACUGUCUUCAGGGUCCAGUGUUGAUAGCUGUUUCUCGUUCUCAAGGUUUAUAGAUUUGUCCCCACAGGAACUUCAUGCCUACAUGGCAGGGGGCAUCUUAGUUAGAUGGUUAGCACUUUUUCUAAUGCUGAAGAUGGAAUACCGGAUACACCACUCAGGAACCUGGCCCAGUAAAGUUCAGAAGUGUAGACGACACUGUUUGGACAGGACCAGUUUUUAUCUGGCUCCACAUCAGCCCCUGUCAUUUCCUAACCUGGUCAAGUCACGAUACCUACGCCAAUUUGUGUUCAUUACUGCAACUUCUCCAUUCUAUUCCUUCAUAACACAUGAGUACCACUGCAUGCAGGAGACACAGGGCCACCAAGCAAUCCGGUUACGCAAUCUCCGUGCUAGUCAUCUGGCAAAGAAAAAUCCUUUAAGUCCUCCUCACUCACCAACUAAAGCCCAUAAACAGUUGGAAGCAUUGGAACUACCUGUGCACAUCCACCAAUUCCGAGAGCCUGUGGUGUAUCCCUGUCAGCCGACAGAUAUCCCCAGCUGUCUCUAUUACACCAUGCCAAAGAUCCAAGUGAGUAGUCAUAAGUGGGAGACAUGUGAUAGAAGUGGGGCGUGGCAGUUCCUGAAGGACAGUCUAUGUGGUACACUAGAUGCACGCAAUAGUUUGCUGUAUGGUACACCAGAUAUUUACACUCAAGUCCGUUGGUGGAACCCUUGGAAUUUCACCUUAACCCAACCAGCAGGACUAUACGCUGUGCGACCGAAACAUGGCUGGUUUGGCAUCUAUGCUCCAGAUAAGGAAACACUGGUUGCUGAUGCUGGGAAGCUUUUUGUCUUGGACACGCUUCUACAGAGACUGAAGACAGAGGGUCACAGAGUUCUCAUUUACUCACAAAUGACCCGCAUGAUAGAUCUGCUUGAGGAAUAUAUGUGGCACCGAAAGCACACCUAUAUCAGACUGGAUGGAUCAUCCAAGAUCUCGGAGCGACGAGACAUGGUGGCAGACUUCCAGAACAGAACAGACAUCUUUGUGUUCUUACUAAGUACUCGAGCUGGUGGUCUGGGAAUCAAUCUCACUGCUGCUGACACUGUGAUAUUCUAUGACAGUGACUGGAAUCCUACUGUAGACCAGCAGGCUAUGGACCGAGCCCACAGACUAGGACAGACCAAACAAGUCACUGUCUACCGCUUGGUGUGUAAAGGCACCAUAGAGGAACGUAUACUGCAGCGGGCCAAGGAAAAGAGUGAGAUCCAGAGAAUGGUUAUCAGUGGGGGCAACUUCCGUCCAGAUGUGCUCAAACCCAAGGAAGUUGUAUCUCUUCUUAUUGAUGAUGAAGAGAUGGAAUCGAAAUUGUUGUCAAGGCAAGAUGAGAAGAAAAUGAAGGAAGAUGUACACAAGGAGAAAGAUAAGAAGAGGAAACGAGAAUCCUAUGGACGGAAACGUGAAAUGAAGAAAUCAAAGGCAGAGGAGGUGAAUUUCACAAUAGCGGCAGGUGAUACAGAAUCUGUGGCCAGUCUGGACUCCACUUCUGUACCUGCCAGCCCACAGAGUGUUGUGUCCUAUGGGAGUGAGGUCAUGCAUCAGUCUAGUCUAUAUGGGGCAGAUGACAGUAGCAAUGACGGUCUUGUCAUUGUGGACGACGCCCAUUCAACUUACCAAGGUAAUAUAACUCCAUCAACCAAGCGAGGGAAAAGAGGUAGGCCAAAGGGUUCUGUAUCAAGCACUGGUCGGCGACCACGUGGGAGGGGCAGUGUGAGAAAGGCCCUGAGUGCAGCCGAGAUUGCUGGAGCACAGGCAGGCAUGACUGCAGCCUAUGCAGCAUAUGGCUAUAACUUCACAGGUGCAUCACCCUCCCCCUCUCGUGGUGCAGGCCCCCCAGGGGCUCACCUGUCAACAGACUCGCCCAAGUCAGGUUCACCUGUGCCAGUACCACCACACUCCAAACCUCCCAGCUGAUAUUAACCUUACUAGGGUUUACUGCACAAUGGUAUUUGCUCAAAUCUCAAACUUUGAUAUGUGGUAUGGAAUUUUAAAACUUCCGUUAAUGGAAUGGAGACAAUCUGACCACAGUUUAAUCAUGAAGUGGGAACAGACUUGUUAAUAGCCAUAACAAACCAUGAUUGAGUAUGGAGCUGAACCUUGGGACGUCUUAGAGGCGACUGAAUUGUUGGAACUCGCCUAAAAUGAGAAUUUACCCUGACAGUUUGUCAUAACUGUUAGGAUAUAAGUCCACGGAUUGACAUCAGGUCUAUUAGAGAUUGUACCUUGAUCUUAAUAACUACUUCUACUACUUCAUUUGCUUUACAAUAAUAUCAGAACAAGUUUUAUGAUCUUAUAUUAAUUACUCUUGUUAGCCGGGAUGAAGCAUGCAUGGGGUCUGACACUUUUGGUUCUUGAGGUGUCUGAACAACACUGAAGACAUUGUUCUAGGUUGUUCGGAAACAAUGUUCUUGGCACCCAAACAAUGAGAAUAAAUAGAACAUGUUCCAACAUCCAAGUCCCACACUACCUCUAGCAAGAACAUAUUGAACAGAGAUGGAGGCAUAAUAUUGAAGUAGAUAUAGUAAUGGUCAACUGUUUUGACUUCUUUUGUGCUCGGUUGACAAGAGAAAGGAAGAUAGCCGAUUCGGUCAUUACUUUUUCUUUUUGUGUAUGUGUGUAUAGUAUAUUUGCUAAGAAAUCACCAUCAUACGUGAAUUUUGGUCUUAAAGAGAAUUUGUUUAAUGACAAUGACAACACAAAUAUUACCGACCAGAAAUAUCUUCAAAUAGACAUGUACGAGAAUGUGUUAUCACUUUCCAGUCAUUUUUUUGGACCAAAUGUUUGUGUUCUUGGUGAUAUGGUGAAACCUAUUUUGUUGAGUUGAGAAGGGAAUGUAGUUGCAAGUAAAUAAACAGAAAGCAUUAAUACAAGGAUGAGGAAAAAUUGCACAAUGUAAUGACCAUUCAAUUUUUAACAAUUAAAAUACUGUCAUCCAUGGAUGAAAUGUUGAAUAUGCAGAAGUGAUUUUAUUUACACCUGUGCUUAUUUUACCUGCCUAUACCAUGUAAGUAUUAAGUUAUUGAGAGUCUAUAUAUUAGCAAUAUAAUGCUACAAGUUAAUACUUUGUAUCUGUCAGAGCAGCCAGUACUUGCUGGCUACCAGGAGACUACCUAUAAAAGCUAUUGGUUUUUAAAUGUUUCAUAUUACUAAGAAUGUGCUUAUGUUUUCAGUGCUAAUUUUUUUGAAUUACGAUAUCAGACUUGUGUCUUUCUAUUAAACAAACAUGUAGAUAAGUUUAUAUUUAACAAUACUUGUGUUCAUGAAAUCAGGAUAUUGAGUUUUUACAUGUUUUUAUUGGGAAUGAUAUGUAGUUGGAAACUGUUGUUUUUGUUAAGGCAUCAGUGUAAAGUUAAGAGCUGAAAAGUAUUGCUAAUUGCUUGGGGUUUUUUUUGUAUUAUAUGUACAAAUAUUCAGAAAUCAUGAAAGAUUUUGAUUUGUGAUAAUAUUCCAUUUAUAUUUUCAUGCAUUGAGCUUCACAUUUUGUUCUUCGAAAUGAAAGAUUUACCAACUAAAUUGAAAGAAAAUGUGUUGCAAAGAAAUUGUGUGAAAGAAACUUUGUGAUAUGGGGAGCUCCUUGAAAAUAAUUAUGUGCAAAGUAUACCAUUUCAAAUGCCACUUUUAUGCCAUUUUAGCUAUAUGGGUGUAUUACAGGAUUUCCAGGAUAAGUAAAAGUCCAUCACAUAAUACACUAGUUGACAGAAUUCUUUAAUUUCUUGUGAUGUACAUUACUGUGCUUGUUGUCAAAAAUUCAUCUAAACUCUGAAAGAUGGAGUAAAAUUUCUUGAUUGAACUUUAUACAAACAACUCUGCUUUGAAGUACCUUUGUUAUUCUUGUUCUACUAAGUUGGACAAAGUUCAAAUUAUAUUCACAAAUGUAGAGAUAUUACGCCUAAAGGUGCAAAUUCCAUUUAUCAACUACAGCUCCAGAAUUUUGUACGGAAGUAAAUCUGCCUGGCAGAGCUACUUUUUCAUACUGAAGAUAUGGGGUCUCUUUCCCCAAUAUAUGAAGUAAGGUCACAUCAUCAGAGUUAUGCUCCUUUGCAUGCUUUCAUUUUGAUAAUGCAGAUUUAUGCAGGCAGUAAUUGAGUGUGUGUUUCAACAAGUAUAGAAAUGAAACCAUUUCAUUGAAAAAACUUGCAGGUUUCAUUCUCCAGUUUGAAAACUGGGCUAGGAUUGAUAUUCCAAAUAUUGACUUUAUCUCAAGUUUAAAAUGGUAAAAUAUAUAUAUAUAAAUAUGAAAGUCACAGAUUGAACAAUUAGCCUUUAUUCAUUUCCACCUCAUGGAUGUUAUAUAUAAAUGUAUUUGUUUAACUUCUUGUAUAAAGAUGAAGUUAAUACAGAUGUGAUUUUGUAUACAGGGGUGUUGCACACGUGUUACACCUACACAGUGUUUUCAGACUGUAAGGGAAGUGUCUGGUGUCCCUGUCUAAUGGUGUGUGCUGUGUCAGAAGUAACAUGAUGAGCUUUAGAUUUCUUUGUGAUAAACUUUCAAAUAAAUUUGUAUUCUAAAUCAA
Ylistrum balloti is the source of this 7166-nucleotide messenger RNA. RefSeq names its product chromatin-remodeling ATPase INO80-like. Gene Ontology annotation, molecular function: ATP hydrolysis activity; ATP binding; ATP-dependent chromatin remodeler activity. The transcript is spliced from 36 exons. Gene Ontology annotation, biological process: DNA repair. Gene Ontology annotation, cellular component: Ino80 complex. NCBI's taxonomy places the organism in Eukaryota, Metazoa, Mollusca, Bivalvia, Pectinida, Pectinidae. Bases 106 to 4566 code for a protein of 1486 amino acids. The record is from RefSeq and is a predicted model, not a curated record.